AGCGGGCAUCGGGUCACCAGGUAUGACAGCGGGCACUGGGUCACCAGGCAUCAGGUCAUUUGGCUUGCCAGCGGGCACCGCGUCAUCUGGCAAGGCAGUGGGCACCGGGUCACCAGGUAUGACAGCGGGCUCUGAGUCAAUUGGUACGACAGCGGGCACUGGAUCAGGUACCGGAUCAUCUGGAUCAACAGCGGGCAUCGAGUCAACUGGCCUAAUAGGAUCGUCGGGCUGGAUCAGUUCAUCAUGCUGAGUAGCGGCAUCAGGCUGAAUGCAGGCAUCAGGCCGAGUAGAGGCUUCAGGCCGAGUAGAGGCUUCAGGCCGAAGAGAGGCAUCAGGCCGAAGAGAGGCAUCAGGCCGAGUAGAGGCUUCAGGCCGAGUAGAGGCUUCAGGCUGAGUCACGGAAGGCAGGUUCACCGGGUUAAAGGCAGGAUAGGUGCAGCGAGUGGGAACAGGGUACUGACAUGCGGUAGAUAGCCAAGUAUACUGGGCUGUAACUGGAGGAG
Messenger RNA from Staurois parvus, 503 nucleotides. Lineage: Eukaryota; Metazoa; Chordata; Amphibia; Anura; Ranidae. The record is from the annotation of a GenBank genome assembly.